Messenger RNA from Linum trigynum, 321 nucleotides. Lineage: Eukaryota; Viridiplantae; Streptophyta; Magnoliopsida; Malpighiales; Linaceae. The record is from the annotation of a GenBank genome assembly.
AUGUCAAACAAACCAUCUUCCUUUGCUGAAACUGGAUCCUCGUUCUUACCCAGCCUGCUCAUCACCGCUAUACCUGAUAAGAGAAACAAAACAAGGGUUUGGAUCAGAUAUGAACUUUCAGAUGCACCAUUCUGCGUUCUGACCCAAAUGUUGCAUGAGCAGAAUACAAUCUGUAACCUUCAACUAUUCUGUAGAGCCGACCAGCAUCUUUCUAUGCAGACAUCAGGCUGCCGGAGAGUGUCAUCUAAUCACUUGGCGAUGCUUACCAUGAAGGCUGCAGAACUCCCUGAAGGGUUAAGACAGCAUCUGCCGCUCUCCUGA